This is a messenger RNA of Trifolium pratense (red clover), 282 nucleotides long. Its product is annotated as auxin-responsive protein SAUR71-like. Lineage: Eukaryota; Viridiplantae; Streptophyta; Magnoliopsida; Fabales; Fabaceae. Bases 1 to 282 code for a protein of 93 amino acids. The transcript has a single exon. The record is from RefSeq and is a predicted model, not a curated record. Gene Ontology annotation, biological process: response to auxin.
AUGCUGAAAUCUUUGGUUAGGAAAAUACAAAAGGGACUCUCACUAAUUGUGCCCAAAAACUACUUCAAUGAAGAUGUUAGGGAAGGAUAUUUUGUUGUGGUUGCAAUGAAAGAUGGAGAAACCAAAAGGUUUAUGAUUGGAUUAGAGUACUUGAAUGAUCCUGUAUUUUUGAGAUUACUUGAUCAAGCUAGGGAAGAGUAUGGUUUUAGACAGCAGGGAACUCUUGCAGUCCCUUGUGGGCCUCAAGAAUUGCAGAACAUUCUACAUAGUUCUAGAGGGUAG